Messenger RNA from Durio zibethinus, 1095 nucleotides. RefSeq lists its product as uncharacterized. Gene Ontology annotation, molecular function: phosphatase activity. Lineage: Eukaryota; Viridiplantae; Streptophyta; Magnoliopsida; Malvales; Malvaceae. The record is from RefSeq and is a predicted model, not a curated record.
AUGACAGAAAAAGUGAGAAGAAAAUUUGAUUCAACCUUGAUGCCACCCAUUAUUGCAGAUUUUUAUAUAAUAUUUUUCCUCGUAUUUCUCUGCACAACAAUUGUUAGCGACCGUCCAAUUGAUACCCAGAACCAAGGAAUGUCAUUAAAGAUGGGCGAAAGGGACCAACCAAAGUCCACCAUGUGCCACCACCACCACAAUGACCACCUGUUCUGUCGUCACCACCUCCACGGUGUCCAUCAUCCUAAGAGACGAUCAUCUGCAACAUUGAAAACCAAAUCUUUCUCCGUCAUUGCUUCCAUAAGGAAGUCCAUUCACAAAUGCCACCGUCGCCUCAUCAAGUUUUUCUUCAAGUUGGCAGGCACAAGACGCCACCAAGGCUUCGUAAUCCUUGAACGGGAAGAGACCUGCAGCUUUGGAGCUGAUGUUGGCCCUAGACUUAAAUUCGAAUUUGAGACUAGUUUUUCUCUGCCUCACGUUAUUGUAUUAAACAAGCACCAACAGUUGCUUCCUCCAUUAGUUUCGGACAAAAAGAGAACCAUCGUUCUUGACUUGGACGAGACCCUGGUGCAUUCAAGGCCUGGCCCACCUCCACCAAUGUAUGAUUUCAUGAUUAAACCAAUCAUUGAUGGUGUAAGAAUAAACUUCUACGUGUUGAAACGACCCGGGGUCGAUGAAUUCUUGGAAGCAAUCAGUAAGAAGUACGAGGUGGUGGUGUUCACAGCAGGACUCGAGCCAUACGCCUCAUUGCUGCUUGAUGUUCUAGACCCUAAGGGCCUGAUAUCUCACCGUCUAUACAGGGAUUCAUGCAAGCAAUUAGUGAGAGGAACGUUCGUGAAGGACUUGUCGAAGAUAGGAAGAGACCUCGGAAAAGUUGUGAUUGUUGAUGAUAACCCAAGCUCGUACUUUUUGCAACCUGCAAAUGCAAUCCCCAUAAAACGAUUUGAGUAUGACAUUGAAGAUAGAGAAUUGGAGAAGUUGAUGGGGUUCUUCGAGAGAUAUUGCGAUGGUUUCGAGGAUAUGAGAGAUUCGGUUAAGCAGUAUUUUGGUGCUGCCAAAAUGAGCCGACGUCGGAGAUUAAUAAAGCACCUCUGA